AUGGCAUACGAUCGGUAUGUGGCUAUCUGCAAUCCAUUGCACUAUGAGACUAUUAUGCACAGAGGAGCCUGCAUUCAGAUGGCGGUCAGUGCAUGGAUUGCUGGUAUACUCAAUGGUGUGUUACACAGUGGAGGAACUUUUGCUAUCACCUUCUGCUCCAAUAUGAUCGAUCAGUUCUUCUGUGAAGCACCACAGAUUCUAAAACUUGCAUGUUCAAACAUGUAUCUAGUUGAAGUUGGAGUGAUUAUUUUGAGCUCUUUCUUUGGACUGGGAUGCUUCAUCUACAUCAUUUUUACCUAUGUGCUGAUUUUUCGGGCAGUGCUUAGAAUCCCUUCCGUGGAUGGUCAGAAAAAAGCCAUCUCCACUUGUCUUCCCCACCUCACUGUGAUCUCUUUGCUUAUCUUUACUGGCAUCUUUGCCUAUGGGCGGCCUCAGAGUUACAGUUCAUCUGACCUGAAUGUUCUGUCUGCAAUAAUUUAUGCUAUAAUUCCUCCCUUGCUCAAUCCAUUCAUUUAUAGCAUGAGAAACAAGGACAUCAAGACUGCAUUGCUGAAGUUCUUUAAUUGUGGACAUUUUUCUAAAAUUAUUGCUAGGAAUGUUUUUCUACAAAAAUGA
This is a messenger RNA of Sphaerodactylus townsendi, 615 nucleotides long. Its product is annotated as olfactory receptor 14A16-like. Gene Ontology annotation, molecular function: olfactory receptor activity. Gene Ontology annotation, cellular component: membrane. The record is from RefSeq and is a predicted model, not a curated record. The transcript has a single exon. Gene Ontology annotation, biological process: G protein-coupled receptor signaling pathway. The coding region runs from base 1 to 615 and encodes 204 amino acids. NCBI's taxonomy places the organism in Eukaryota, Metazoa, Chordata, Lepidosauria, Squamata, Sphaerodactylidae.